UGUGACGUCAAGAGUGCUCUGGUGUCUUCUUCGCCGAUCACGCCGAUCCGCCGCCGUGAGCUUCCGCCGCAGUCGCCGCCAGCAUCACCACCUAGAGAAACGCGAGUAGGAGGCUAGGCGGCCAUGUCGGUGGCUUGCGGGCUGGAGUGCGUCGUCUGUUUGGGCUGCUCACGCUGGGCUUGGAAGCGCCUCACCUACGUGGGCGCCUACGACAGCGAGACCUGGCCACCGGCCUCCUCCGAGGAGAUCGAGCCCAUUCCUCGCAUUUGCCGCGCCAUCCUUGCCGUAUACGAGGAGGAUCUUUCCCACCCCCUCUAUGCCCCCGCCGGCGGCUACCGGAUGGAUCCCGCUGACGUCGUCAAGCGUGUGCCGUACGACAAGAUCCCCGACGGACGGUGCCCGCCCUAUCUCAUCUACGUCGACCGCGAGCACAAGGAGGUCAUCCUCGCCGUCCGCGGCCUCAACCUCGUCCGCGAGGGCGACUACAAGGUGCUCCUCGACAACCGCCUUGGGCAGCAGAUGUUCGACGGGGGCUACGUCCACCACGGGCUCCUCCAGGCUGCCACCUGGCUCCUAAACCGCGAGUCCGACACCCUCCGCCGCCUCCUGCGCGAGCUCGGCCCCCAGUACAAUCUCGUCUUCGCCGGCCACUCACUCGGCUCCGGCAUCGUCGCCCUCAUGACCAUCAUCGUGGUCAACCACCUCGACCGCUUUGGGGGUAUCUCCAGGAGCCAAAUUCGAUGCUACGCCCUCGCCCCUGCUCGCUGUAUGUCGCUCAACCUCGCUGUCAAGUAUGCCGAUGUCAUCAACUCCGUCAUCCUCCAGGAUGAUUUUUUACCAAGGACAGCAACACCAUUGGAGUAUAUCUUUAGUUCUAUAUUCUGCUUGCCCUGCUUGCUCUUUUUAAUUUGCAUGAGAGAUACAUUUAUUCCAGAAAAGAGAAAACUUAACGAUCCGAGGAGGCUUUAUGCUCCUGGUCGGAUGUAUCAUAUCGUGGAGAGAAAGUUUUGCAGAUGUGGAAGGUAUCCUCCUGUCGUAAAAACUGCUAUUCCUGUCGAAGGAAGAUUCGAACACAUUGUGCUAUCAUGCAGUGCCACAUCCGACCACGGAAUUGUAUGGAUUGAACGCGAAGCUCAAAAGGCCUUGGAUUUGUUGAAGGAGGAGCCCACCUCGCCGCCGCCUCAGCAGCAAAUGAGUAGGAAACAGAGCCUUGAAAUGGAACACAAGGAUGCACUGGAAAGGGCAGUGAGCUUAAACAUAGCGCAUGCUCUAGCAACAACUGAAGAGGUUAGUGCAACCGGAGAGGAUAGCAAAUCCAGCAUCGACGCGGCUGCUCCCGAGGUACUGCAGGAUCCAACACUACCAUCCAUCAGUUCUAAGUCGAGUGGAAGGACAAACUGGGAUGAAUUGGUAGAUAGGCUAUUUACGAGAAACGAAUCGGGGCACCUGGUUUUGAAGAAAGAGGUACUAAACAUAGAUGAUGGCACUUAGAAUCGCUAUUAAAGUUUCAACAUCUAUUUCGGCUUUCUUCGGUU
Messenger RNA from Zingiber officinale, 1535 nucleotides. RefSeq lists its product as uncharacterized. Gene Ontology annotation, biological process: lipid catabolic process. The transcript has 5 exons. Lineage: Eukaryota; Viridiplantae; Streptophyta; Magnoliopsida; Zingiberales; Zingiberaceae. The coding region runs from base 124 to 1491 and encodes 455 amino acids. The record is from RefSeq and is a predicted model, not a curated record.